Rotaria sordida is the source of this 690-nucleotide messenger RNA. Lineage: Eukaryota; Metazoa; Rotifera; Eurotatoria; Philodinida; Philodinidae. The record is from the annotation of a GenBank genome assembly.
AUGAAUAAGUGUGAACAAAUAGGAGCUCAAGAACUUCUUUCAAUGUUAUCUGAUGCUGAAUUAAUGUCAGUUAAAGAUACUGUAACUAAAUCAAUGAUAUCAACAUGUUCUAGUGCUGAAGCUAUUGAUGCUUGUUUAAAAUGUUCACAAUCAGCAAUGCAAUUAUUAAGACGAAAAAAAAUUCGAAGAGAUAUUCUUAUGCAAUAUUUAGCUAAAAAAUCAGUACCGAUUAGUCCAGGUGCUGAUAAGCAUAAUUCAUUCAACAUGGAUCUUAGACGUACAAUUAUAAUUCUUAUGGCAUUAGCUUGUGUGAUAAAUGUAAUUGGUGUCAUUCACUGUCAUCUUAAUUAUCCAUAUAAUUCGACAUUGUCUGCAUACCGUAUAAGCUAUUCGAUUAUCUUUCCUAUAUUAUUAGCUUUGACUGGUUUUCUUCUAAUCGAACAAUUGAUAAUUACAGACGGAACAGUUGCACCGCUCAAUCGUUUUCGAACUAUUUAUGCUUUUGUUGCUGCUAUUGUUCUUUUUAGUUUUGGUAUUGGGGCAUCAGUUUUAGCUAGUCGUUGGUAUGAUUCUUCUCCACAAGAUGCUUAUCAUCAUAGUGCUGUUAUUGCUUCUGUAGUUGCUUUUGUUGGUAUGACAGUUUAUUUUGCUGAAGCAUUGGCUCGUCAUCGUAAAAGUCGUAUCAUCUAA